[Torrubiella] hemipterigena is the source of this 342-nucleotide messenger RNA. The record is from the annotation of a GenBank genome assembly. NCBI's taxonomy places the organism in Eukaryota, Fungi, Ascomycota, Sordariomycetes, Hypocreales, Clavicipitaceae.
AUGGUUGAUGACGGUCUUUACGAAAGGCACAAUAUUCCCAUCCUAGACUUCGCACUCGGCCAGCAUGUUGCUGCUAUGAGGGCCGGUACUGUCGGUUCUCGCGUGGGGCCGAUCAUGGCGGCUGCAGACAGCAUGAGGAUUACUAUAACUGGCCGCGGGGGCCACGGCAGACAGCCACAUCGUACAGUUGAUCCAGCUGUAAUAGCAGCUCAUGCCGUUGUCCGCCUGCAGAGCAUUGUCAGCAGCGAGAUUGACCCGAAUGAUAUCUCUAUAUUGAGUCUGCAAGCAGGACAAACAGAAAAUGUGAUCGCUGAUACAGCGGAGCUCGGCAUCGAUAUAUGA